AAAGGACAAGUCGUCUAGAUUUAGGAGACUCUAGUGAAUGGAACGGUAAAUAUUGGUCUCGCUGACUAAAAGGCUGAAAGCCCAAACAGGGCAUAAAAAAAAAGUUACCGCCUAAACCCAAAUCAACAAACCCAAAAAUUCCCGCCAAAUUCCCAAAGAUCCUGCCCAAAAUGAAAAACCCCAGUCAACCAAUCCUGAAUCCCCCUGUCUCUGGUAGUACAAAUCUCUCUCUCUAGCCCUUCUGUCCUCUUUCCAAAAUCCCCGACUGAACCAAACUGCAAUGAUCUCUGCAACACCAGCAAGCAACCCAAAUCCAAAUCCUAAAGCAAAAAACGUAUACCAUAUUGGAGGAAUCCAAGUGGAAUUUCCGUAUCAACCGUAUGGAACGCAGCUCGCAUUCAUGGGGAGGGUCAUUUCGACUCUCGAUAGAGCCCAAAGAGAAGGCCAUUGCCAUGCGCUCCUUGAGUCACCGACCGGAACUGGGAAAUCACUUUCGCUUCUCUGUUCCACUCUUGCGUGGCAACAGAACUAUAAGUUUAAGUACCAGCAUGCCAAUCUGACUCCGUCAAAGCCCAAUCCCGAGGCAAUGACCGAUCCUCUGGGUCAUGGUGGAGGAUUUAUUCCAGAGACACAACCUUCAAGCAUUCCACCUUCUGGAAAUGUCGACCCACCUCAAACUACCGGAGCUAAUAAAGGUCCAAAGAAAAAUGCUGCACCCACCAUUUUUUACGCAUCGAGGACACAUUCACAAAUUUCCCAAGUGAUCCGCGAAUAUCGGAAAACUGCAUAUCGGGUGCCGAUGGCAGUUUUGGCUUCAAGGAAACAUUACUGCACAAAUUCACAUGUCAAUGGGAAGGAGAAUCUCGAUGAAGAAUGCAAACUUCUCUUGAAGGAUCCAAAUGCUGGGUGCUUGCAAUUCAACAGAAAUGCAGUUAAAGUCAGAGGUCAUCCAUCGCUUCAAAGGGGAGGUUGCCAUGAGGUCCAUGAUAUUGAAGAUCUGGUUAAAAUUGGAAAAGUUGUUAAAGGUUGUUCAUAUUAUGCAGCUCGUUCAAUGGCAGAUGAUGCACAGUUAGUUUUCUGCCCAUACAGCUACUUAAUUAAUCCAGUCAUCCGUGGAGCAAUGGAUAUAAACAUUACAGGAGCCAUUCUUAUUCUUGAUGAAGCCCACAACAUAGAAGACAUUGCUCGUGAUGCUGGUAGUGUUGAUGUUGAUGAAGAUGUUUUAAUUAAAUUGCAGAUGGAAUUGCAGCAACUUUGUCUUCUUGAUGCGUCCAUUUAUGAACCAUUACAUGAUAUGGCACAGGAUUUGGUUAGUUGGAUUAAGCGGAGGAAAAGUACAUUACAGAAGCGUGAAUUUCAGAACUAUUUCUCUUGUUGGACUGGUGAUAAGGCUCUAAAGGAGCUCCAAGAGGCUAACAUUUCACAGCAGUGCUUCCCAAUCUUGCUAGAUUGUGCUACAAAGGCAAUUAAAGCUGCAACAGAUACAGAAUUGGACACAGAUCAUUUGAGUGGCAUGUCAGUAAUAGUGUUGGAAGGUUUAUUCUCUUCACUCACUUAUUUCUUCUCGAGAAAUGGCUGUCACAUAUCUGAUUAUCAGCUUGCCUUGCGACGAUAUGUGAAGAGAGACAAAAAAAAUCCUGUUGGUGACUGGACGUGUACUUUAAGUUUAUGGUGCUUGAAUCCAGCUGUUGUUUUCAGUGACAUCGCUAAGAUUUCUUUGUCAGUCAUUUUAACAUCUGGGACUCUAUCACCAAUGAAUUCCUUCUGUUCUGAGCUUGGAGUUCAUUUUGGAACUUGUCUGGAAGCACCACAUGUAAUUGAUACUGAAUCACAGGUAUGGGCUGCUGUAAUAUCCACUGGUCCUGAUAAUUAUCCACUGAAUGCAAGUUACAAAACAGCAGAUGAAUAUGCUUUCCAGGAUGCACUUGGCAAAACUUUGGAGGAAAUUUGCAUGAUUGUUCCAGCGGGCUCUCUUGUGUUCUUUCCGAGUUAUAAGCUGAUGGAGAAACUGUGCAGUCGUUGGCGUGAAACUGGCCAAUGGGCUCGACUAAAUGCGAGAAAGACCCUGUUUGUUGAGCCUAGAGGAGGAAGUCAGGAGGAAGAUUUUGACUCUGUUUUGAAGGGAUAUUAUGAUUCAAUUCAUCAACGCAGCCCACAAGCUGUUGGUAGAAAGAGGAGGACCAAAAAAGCAGACCUUAGUCACUUAAAGGCUAUGAAAUCCACAGAAACUUCUGAAAAAGAUGGAGCUGCUUUUCUGGCUGUUUGCCGGGGAAAGGUUUCAGAAGGAAUGGACUUUUCUGAUGACAAUGCUAGAGUGGUUAUAGUAGUUGGUAUUCCAUUUCCAAACAUACAUGAUAUUCAAGUUGGUCUAAAGAAGAAUUAUAAUGAUGCAUACAAAGCAUCCAAAAAUCUUCUAAGUGGCAAUGAAUGGUAUUGUCAGCAAGCCUUCCGAGCUCUGAAUCAAGCUAUAGGACGCUGUAUACGACAUAGGUUUGACUAUGGAGCCAUCGUCCUAUUAGAUGAGCGUUACAAGAAAGAGCAGAAUAAAAUAUACAUUUCAAAGUGGCUAAGGAAAUCUAUUCGCCAGUAUGAUAGCUAUGGCAUGUCAAUAGAGGGAUUAAAAUCCUUUUUCCGAGAUGCCAAGGAGAACAUUGGCAAGAAGAUGGUGGAUCUCUUGCCAAAUUCUGAUACUAAUGAGGGGAAAAACCUCUGUCCUAGGGAUCAAAUAAAGCGGUGUACGGGAAACAAAAAUCAGAAAUUGAACAAGCCUGAUCUUUGUGAAGGAAAACUAGUCUCCGUGAUAAAGUGUGAUUCCGUUUCUCCUAAACUUGGGUUCCAAGACGACAUUGGAGGACAGGAAGCCAAGCAAAUGAGUGAGGAUGUUGAAACUAGGGAAAGUAUUGACCUAGAAUGUGAUUUUCAGAAAGAAUCAAGUUCAAGGUGUUCUGAGACAUCGUCCCAGGAAGAUCCAGAAGUAACUUUCGUCAAGGAAACCCUCAGUACGGGCUGCAACGAAACCACAACUACAACAGCUUCUUUCUCCAUGGAUAAGAGCCCUAAUUUAAACUUGAGUCCGCCAUCUGCUGAGUUUAUAGAUCAAGUCUCAUUCCAUUCAGCAUGUCUAACAAAUGCAAGUAGAGCUUCUGACAGAGCUCAGUGUUCGGGGGUAGCGACUCCCAGAAAAGACUCGACUGCUAAUAACUGCAGCCUGAUACCUGAAGCAGAGUCGACUCUAAAUUUGAGUGUUAAUUCUCAUACCCAGAAAAAAAGGAAGUCCGUGGGCUCGCCAUUAAUUGAUGUUAAAAAGCAAAAUGAUUCUCCCAAUGCUCAAACUUCUGGCUGUGUUGGUUUCAUAGAAAACACAAUUGCCAUUAAAGAUGCAAGUCGGAGGAUUGAAUUUGAUUUUGCAACUAACAGUGCACAAUCCCUGUCCAUUAGGUUAAAGAAGCCUCAGAUUCUCCCUUUAGAUAAUUCUGCUCCACCAUCUUCUGAUCCUGUCAUGGACAAGAAAUUAAGAAUUUCUUGUUCGCUCUGCAAGAGCCCUUUGGGUCGUCCUGAAAAUCAGUUAUAUGUUAGGUGCUCGUUGACUUCAUCAUCAAAAGUUCACUUAAGGUCUCUUGUGAAAGAAAGAUUGGAACGUUGCACUGAGAAUACAUCUACAUGCAUACCUGUCCUUAUGACUGAUAUUACAUCUGUAGAUCAGCGUCUCUGCAAUAGUAAUCUUGAAGAUAAGCCAGGUCGAGGAGUUUGGUGCGAGGAAGAUGGGUGUGUUUUCAGUUCUAUCUUGUGCCCUUUCUGCAGUACCUUUAACUGUCUUGGAGUCCAAAUCAUGGCAGCUGAUGCCUCCAACGUUCAAUUACUUAACAAGAUAUUGUUUUAUUUUGAUCAUCUGGAAAUUCAGGAUCUUGAAGGAUCAGUGGACAAGGGGCAAAAGGUUUUGCAAAACCAUAGCCCAAGCAUGGACAAAAUUGCUGCCUUUAACUCCAUUGAUAGAUUCUCAUAUAGCCCACAGCAGAACUCCGGAGGCUGGAGGACUACAAGGCCAAAGCUGAGACUACCAAAGAGCGGCCAGGUAUCGGAUGGACAAAGUCAAUAUUGAUGCAGAACAACCACCUUUUUGUGCAUUGCAAGCAAGUAGCUGAGAUGGAUAUUAACCUGCAUUUUCUUUUUAACAUAGAAUGCAAUUACCUUGGAUUAGGUCUGUCUUCUCUUGCAAGUUUAUGGGAGGUUCAAAUGCAUCAUUGUGAAUUAAACAGAGUAAUUAUGUUCUACAAUUAUUUGAUUCAAUUCACCACACUGCUGUUUAUAAAACGAGAGAUCAAUAUCCAUAGUAUUCGACAGGAUUGACAGGAUAGGUCAAUUUUUUAGCAUUUUGUAUGUAUUAGAGAUGUUUAACUUUAUGCAGAAAUUUUUUACUUGUAAUCA
Messenger RNA from Jatropha curcas, 4425 nucleotides. The record is from RefSeq and is a predicted model, not a curated record. Lineage: Eukaryota; Viridiplantae; Streptophyta; Magnoliopsida; Malpighiales; Euphorbiaceae.